AAGGCUCCUCCUGCUCCCUCUGUUUGCUGAGCUCAUUACAGCCAGAGACACAGAGCAGAGUUGAGUGUUGGAGAAAUACGCAGCAAGAUGGUGGCAGUCAGUACUGUGAAGAUGGAGGAUGGAAAAGUCUCCUGUGAGACCCCCGAGGGAACAGUCAUAAAUUUCAACAUUAACCAGCGGUCCUGCAUGGACGGCCUGCUAGAUAUCAUCAAGAAUGUCCGACUGGUUAAAAAAGAUGGACAAUACAACCAGCCAGCUAGAGAGCCUGCUUCAGGAGUAUAUCUAGGAGUUGGGGUCUCUUUCAUGACCUUGGGUUUCGUCAGUGUAAUGCUGGCUAUCAUUUUCGAUGUGGUUCGUCCAGAACUUGGUCUCUUCUAUGGUGGGACACACUUUUGGGUAGGAUUUCCGUUCCUUGUUGCUGGCGCACUGAAUGUUUUGGCUUACAAAUAUCCCAAUGCAUUAUGGAUGGUCCUUUCCUUUAUUUCUGUGUUGGGCUGCUUGGCAGUGUCUAUCACUGGCUUAGUCUUUGCUGCCAAUGACAUCAGUAGCUUCUCCUGGAGGCACAACAUGGAGGAGCUGUGUGAUCAACUUCGCCAAAAACAAAAUCGCUAUUACUAUGGAACUGCGCCUCCAUACUACAGAGACAACAGCUAUGACUAUGAUUCGGACUGGAAUUUGCGGAGCUGCAAGAGUGGAUUUCGACAAUACAAGAACUUGAUGUUGGGCUUGGUCAUUAUGUCCUUGCUGAUGAUGAUCUGGGGCAUCUGUGUUUCCGCUAUAACUCUGAUCUACAGACUGAAGGUGUUUUUCAGAGCCUGCAAAUGUGAGAAAGUUGAAGAGAAUGAUGAUCCUCUGCUGUCACCAAACCCAACCCAAGACAUUAUUAUUGCUUAAAGAGGACGGUGUGAUCUACAUUUUACACAGGCUUAUUUCAGCUUCCUAAAGCUACAAAAUGCAAAGAAAAUAUUCUAAAUCCUGUACUGAGGGAAAUGGGCAAGCUGUCAUUACUGGCCACCUUUCAGUAAUACUAGUUCCCUGGCUGUUUUGGCUUUUAGAGCUUUAAGUUGCUGACUUGGAACAAUUGAGUCAGAGUGAAUUCAAGACCUCUAAUCAGCAUCCUUGUCCUGGCUCAGUGAAAACAUAGAAGCCACUGGACCAGCAUGACAGCCAGGGAACAAGUAGAUCUCAUUCUGUUUUCCUUUAAAGUGGUCUUAAAUGGAACUUGUCACCUUUCCCAUUCUAUUUUUGCUAGCCAGACCUUCCACCCCUGAGAGACAUCUUGGCACACUCCCUUCUUACUAUCUUUGCUUCUAGGUAUGGGGCAGCAUUUGACCUUUCAUUCCUCCUAGGAUGCAACAUUUGUGCUUGAGUGGCAAAUCAUUGGUCCGGGACACUCUUCACAUAAUUGGGGAGCUUGUCCUGAAUGGGAACUAUGACAGAUUCUCCU
Rana temporaria (common frog) is the source of this 1447-nucleotide messenger RNA. RefSeq lists its product as uncharacterized. The record is from RefSeq and is a predicted model, not a curated record. Gene Ontology annotation, cellular component: membrane. The transcript has 7 exons. NCBI's taxonomy places the organism in Eukaryota, Metazoa, Chordata, Amphibia, Anura, Ranidae. The coding region runs from base 88 to 894 and encodes 268 amino acids.